Spizellomyces punctatus DAOM BR117 is the source of this 345-nucleotide messenger RNA. RefSeq lists its product as uncharacterized. The record is from RefSeq and is a predicted model, not a curated record. The coding region runs from base 1 to 345 and encodes 114 amino acids. The transcript is spliced from 2 exons. Lineage: Eukaryota; Fungi; Chytridiomycota; Chytridiomycetes; Spizellomycetales; Spizellomycetaceae.
AUGGCAUCCGAGUCAAAGGUCGAACCUCAGGUGGACGAUGUGGAGGGUGUGGAAACAAUCAUUACACCUGGGGCAGCAAAUGCGACGAAAUCUGAUACCUCCAAAGCUCAAAAUGGCGCCGCAAGUAGUUCUUCAUCUGGAUCAGCGGCUGUACCGGAUGCUGUGUUGCAGAAACAAAUGGAAGAGAUCAUGAGGAAAGUAGCAAAGGUAGAUCUGAUACGAAACCUCGCCGCAAAUGAUCAAAGGACUCGCAAGAACCCAAAGGACAUGGACCAGUAUAAGUUUUGGAAGACUCAACCAGUUCCGCGCGUUGGUAGGUCGAGGGUAGAGGAAGGAUUGCCUUGA